GGUUGCUCUCUUGCAUGUUGUAAUAUGUCUAUAAAUCAAGUAUGUUGUCAUCAUGUGAAUUUAGAGAAAUGCAUUUUCAGGGUUUUAUUUGAUGCUUAAAUGAAAUCCCAUGUCUUUGUAAUGUGUGAUUCAGAAAUCCGUGCUUCUGGUUAUGAACCUCUUUAUUUUGCAAUAGCCAUACCAGCCCAAGCUUUUUAUUUUAUUUUUUAUCUGUCCAUCCAGUCUAGUUCAUCAGACACACUUUCUUUCCUUCUUCUUUCCCAACACGUACGCGCAGCACAACCUGUCAACCACUAUCACCAACCGUCAUCUCUCCUCUCUCAGCCCAGCACCCCGCAACAGCUCUGUUUUCCUCUUCUCUCAUUGACCCAUCUUCUCCUUUUUCCUGACAAUUUUAGGUUUGAAGUUAUUACCAUUUGGAAGUAACACUUCCUGUUUGUUAGUGAAAGAUUAGCGUUGAAGAAAGAUGCUAAGGAGAAGGCUUUCUGUUCUCUCGGCUUCAAUCAUCAGAAGUUCGACUCACAACAAAUCUGUUUUCGGAUACCCGUCUAUCCAAUUUCAUCCCUUGCAGCUCCCUCACUCUCUCAACGUUCGUGCCACAUUUAAUCCCAAUGCUCACCCAGAUUUUCAAGGUUUUAGAGCUUACAGUCUUCUGGCCUUGAAUGAUCUGAGAGAUAAUGUUCCCCGAAAACAGAAGACAAGGAAAGGUCGUGGUAUUGGAUCUGGAAAGGGAAAGACUGCUGGGAGGGGUCACAAAGGCCAGAGAGCCAGGAAAGGUUCAAAGUUGGGGUUCGAAGGAGGCCAAACCCCUCUUCGUCGUAGGAUGCCUAAACGUGGUUUCAAGAACCCAUUUAGCCUCACUUUUCAGCCAAUAGGUUUGGGAAAAAUUGCAACGUUUAUCAAUGCAGGCAAGAUAGAUUCUUCUGAAUUGAUCACAAUGAAAACACUCAAGGAUGCAGGGGUACUUGGGAAGCAAAUUAAAGAUGGAGUACGAUUGAUGGGGCGUGGUUCUGAGAAGAUCCAAUGGCCAAUUCAUCUUGAGGUAACAAGGGUCACUGUCAGGGCCAAGGAAGCAGUUGAAGCGGCUGGUGGGUCCGUCAGAAAGGUCUAUUACAAUAAGUUAGGCUUUCGGGCACUGUUAAAGCCCGAGUGGUUUGAGAAGAAAGGAAGAUUGUUGCCUAAAGCAGCUAGACCUCCUCCAAAGCAAAAGGAUAGAGUUGAUAGUAUUGGACGGCUGCCUGCCCCGAAGAAGCCAAUUCCAUUUUUAGUUGAAGGAAUCAAAGAUCUUCCAGUAGGUCAGCUCAGUUAAAUAACUAACAUGUUUAGUACUCUUUUUUGCUGGAAUUUGUAAUUUUUUGUAAGCGGUUUGCUCUAAAGGUUUUUAUACAGGCUCUCACGAUGUCUCGGUAGUUCAUUCCUAAUAGAUAAAUUAAUUUCAUUUGGGACAAAUGAAAUGAGGAAAUCUUGUUUUUUAUGUAAUUUCUUUUCAAGAAACUAGUGUUGAUCACUCAGCUGAACAGAACUAAUUUUUGUGUGUGCUGGGAGGAUGAUGCUGGCCUCUUCAAUAAUGAAAAAUGGCUAGAACUAUUUCACCUUUCUUUUUA
Medicago truncatula (barrel medic) is the source of this 1604-nucleotide messenger RNA. Its product is annotated as 50S ribosomal protein L15. The coding region runs from base 467 to 1309 and encodes 280 amino acids. Gene Ontology annotation, cellular component: mitochondrial large ribosomal subunit. Gene Ontology annotation, molecular function: structural constituent of ribosome. Gene Ontology annotation, biological process: translation. The transcript is spliced from 5 exons. Lineage: Eukaryota; Viridiplantae; Streptophyta; Magnoliopsida; Fabales; Fabaceae. The record is from RefSeq and is a predicted model, not a curated record.